Molecule: messenger RNA, 1590 nt
Organism: Aspergillus homomorphus CBS 101889
Lineage: Eukaryota; Fungi; Ascomycota; Eurotiomycetes; Eurotiales; Aspergillaceae
Product: putative MFS transporter
Exons: 4
Coding region: 1-1590 (529 amino acids)
Biological process (GO): transmembrane transport
Cellular component (GO): membrane
Molecular function (GO): transmembrane transporter activity
Source: RefSeq, a predicted model, not a curated record
AUGGUUCUGACUACGACUUAUGGAAGACGGGCCUGGUGGAAUACGCCAGCGCAGUCGCUGCUGCUGGAAGGUAGCGAUAUUCGAUCCGCCGACGACGGCAGUACACGCUCGCCCACCGCACGGAAGUUCCGCUUCCAACAAUCGGUGGUGAUAGCCCAGCUGUCGGCCGUCACGCUUACCGCCAGUGUGAUCAAUGGGUUGGUCGUGGUCGGUCUGCCGACUAUCACCAAGGAUCUCCAGCUGCCGUCGUCCCUUUCCUUCUGGCCCUCGUCUGUGAGCAGCCUGGCCACCGCUUCCACCCUGCUAUUGGCGGGUUCCAUCGCCGAUGCUAUCGGUCCGCGAUGGGUCGAGCUUGUCGGCUCGUUCGCCAGCGGACUGUUGAUGAUCGGGCAGGGCUUGUCUCGCAACGGAGAUGAGCUGGUCGUGCUGCGAGCCCUCCAGGGCGUCGGGCUGGCAUUCCAUCUGGCCUCGUCGAUCUCCAUCAUCACGCAGCUCUUGCCUCCGGGUCAGGGCCGCAACCUAGCCUUCUCCUGCCUGGGCCUCAGCCAGCCCCUUGGCUUCUCUUUGGGGCUGGUAGUGGGAGGCGUGCUCGUGGACACUAUCGGCUGGCGUGCGGGCUGGUAUCUCGCAGGGGGAAUCACCCUGUUCUUCGCGGUCGUCGGCCUGUGGGCUGUCCCGCGCAGCGAGACCCUUCGCCACGCAAACCUGAUGCACAAUGUCAAGACGCAGAUCGACUGGGUUGGCGCGGGCCUGGCCUCUGCGUUCAUGGCGUUGGUGUGCUACCUACUGGCAAUCCUAAGCGCAGACCCGUCUCGCAUCCGGUCCGCCGAAGCAAUCGUCAUUCUAUGCGUGGCGGCCAUCGCCCUCCCAGCGUUUGUCUACUGGAUGCACCACCAGGUCAAGCGGAACCAACCGGCUCUCAUCCCCAACUCGCUCUGGCGCAACAAAUCGUUCAGCAGCAUCAGCGUGACGAUCGCCGUCUCCAAUGCCGUGAUCAAUUCAAUGGAACUCUUUGCUAGUUUAUACUUCCAAGAAAUCCAAUCCCUCUCCGCACUGCAAGCGUCCAUCCGCAUCCUCCCAAGCCUAGUAAUCGGCAUCCUAAUGAACUUCGUGAUCGGCGUCUUCGUGCACCGCGUCCCGGCCUUCUGGAUCGUCACCGUCACCUCCCUCCUGUGUGCCGGCUCCCCACUCCUCAUGGCCGUCAUCCAGCCCGCCUGGCCCUACUGGGCCAACGCCUUCAUCGCCCAGCUCCUGCAACCCGUCAGCUUCGACGCCCUCUACACCGUCGGCCUGAUCAUCAUCACCGAUAGCUUCCCGGACACCACGCAGGCGUUGGCCGGUGCCGUCUUCAACACCUCGGCCCAGUUCGGGAGCGCGCUGGGCAUGGCUGUCUUGCAGGUUAUCUCGACGGUUGUGGCCGCUGAGAGGGAGAAGAAGAACGGCGGCGGCCGCGGUGAGGCGGAGAAGAAGGCCCUUAUGGAGGGGUAUCGCGCUAGCUUUUGGACGAUGUUUGGGUUCAUGCUGGUUUGUACCGUUGUUGGGUUUGUGGGGUUGAGGAAGACGGGGAGGGUGGGGCUGAAGAGGGAUUAA